This is a messenger RNA of Mytilus trossulus (common blue mussel), 1743 nucleotides long. RefSeq lists its product as uncharacterized. The transcript has 2 exons. Bases 41 to 1699 code for a protein of 552 amino acids. Lineage: Eukaryota; Metazoa; Mollusca; Bivalvia; Mytilida; Mytilidae. The record is from RefSeq and is a predicted model, not a curated record. Gene Ontology annotation, molecular function: zinc ion binding.
UGUGAUUUCAAGACAGGAGAAACGAGAAUUUGGAAAAAAUAUGUCGGAACAGUACUUCUGUGCUUGUUGUGACGAUAAAGUUGAAGCAGAACAUUGGUGUUCAGAUUGUACCGAAUCAUUAUGUGAUGACUGUGCAACAAUCCACUGUAAAACUACUUUAACAAAAAGACACAAAGUAGUCCGAUUACAGAAAGUCGAAGGUGUCAGUUCUUCCAUAUUAAGGAUAUCCGACACGUGUAAAGUGCACGAACGUCAGAAAUUGACGUUUUUCUGUAAAAUGCAUGACCAGUUGCUAUGCGCUGCUUGCUUACCAGAGAGCCAUAAAGACUGUGUUGACGUUAUAACUAUUGACAAAGCGUCAAGUGGGGUCAAACAUGGUUCUGCUCUGGGCGACCUGGAGGCAAAGAUAAAGGAGCUACGAGAGAUCAUCACAGAAAUUCUCAGAACUAAGGAUGCAAAUACUAUUACCUUAAACGAACAAAAAGAACUGAUUUCGAACGAAAUCAAACGAAUGCGAUUAAAAAUAAACACACACCUUAACAGAAUAGAAGAAGAACUGAAGAGUACUUUAGAAGCAAAACACAUGGAAAGUAUAACCAAGGUUCAACACGGCCGAGGAGAUCUAGCGCAUGCCAACAAAACUCUAGAAACAUGGGAGAAUGACUUAGAGAACUUGAAAGAUAGUGCCACAGAUGUACAUAUGUUCACCGUUGUCAAAACUUUAGAACCAAAAUAUACGAAUGAAGAGAACAAGAUACGAGAUGUCCAGUGGGAUAACAUCAAACUCGACUUGGAAUUCCAACCGACCGAUAUUGCUGACGACAUAAAGGCUAUAUUGCCCGAACUUGGCAAGUUAUUUGUGAGAGAAACCAAUGCAACCGGACUAUUCAAGCUUAGGAGACUUCGUCAACGCUUGCAGGAGUUACAGCCGCCACUUAAUGUUCCAACCCAUAAGUUUGAUACAUCACGAUUAGGACCUGGCAUAGAAGUCAAAAGGGGAUGUUUCCUUCCCGACAACAAGAUCAUGCUUUGUAGUUACAAUGACGAAAACUUACUUAUUUGUAAUACUGAUGGACGCGAGCUACGUAAAUUAAAAAUGCAGUAUAUUCCAUUGGAUGUUGCUGUAUUCGACGACAAAUGUGCGGUAGUUGCUGCAAACGAGCGUGGUGUACAACCAAUUGAUCUCGCACUUUAUAAAAGAGAACCGUAUAUUUCAGUACCUAAUGAAAAAUGUGUUGCGGUUGCCUGUUUUGAAAAGAAGAUAGCAGUUGCUCACGACAUUAAAGCUAUAACCGUCAUUGACAAAGAAGGCAAAAAGUUGAUGAGAGUUGUAUUGAGAUUCUUGCCUCGAUAUUUAACAUACAACCAUUCAGGUCGAUUGUUCUGGACUAACACGAAUAAUCAUGAGAUCAAUUGCAUUGACCCAGAAGGAGCCCAAAGGUUGUACUGCAGUAGUCCAUACAUAAACGACCCAAGAGGAGUAGCCCUUGAUGAAAAUGAUAACUUGUUCAUCGCUGGGUCCAAGAACGUACACAAGAUUUCAAAAGAUGGCAAGGCACAAGAAAUAAUUCUGACGGAAGAUGACGGUAUCAGAGAACCACAGGACUUGUCCAUUAGUAUCAAUCAUUACGGACUUUCACAUGCCCUGUUAGUUAUUAACAACCAUUUACGAUCUAUUGAAACUUUUAGACUCGAGUGAAUUUUCAUUUACUCAUUUAUGUGUUCUCUUAUUGGCACAUGUGU